This is a messenger RNA of Aedes aegypti (yellow fever mosquito), 1043 nucleotides long. RefSeq names its product probable protein disulfide-isomerase ER-60. Gene Ontology annotation, cellular component: endoplasmic reticulum. Lineage: Eukaryota; Metazoa; Arthropoda; Insecta; Diptera; Culicidae. The transcript has 2 exons. Gene Ontology annotation, biological process: protein folding. The record is from RefSeq and is a predicted model, not a curated record. Gene Ontology annotation, molecular function: protein disulfide isomerase activity. The coding region runs from base 460 to 972 and encodes 170 amino acids.
CGUCGUCAUCCCCAUCCAGACCAGGCGCGAGAAAAGCGCUCUCUCUCUCGCGCGCGCACUAAUUGGAACCAUUCAAUUAUUCGGAAAUUAUUCAAUUACUACAUUCGGGUCUUCAGUUCGGCCGAACCAUUUUGCAUUCAUCUGUCGAUGUUUUGCGCAGCUCUGGCCAGAGGCGGUCAGUAUUGAUCAGUAGUUGGCCGCGCGAGUCGAUGGCGAAGAUAUCAACGAUACCCCUCUACAAGCGCGAAACCCCCCAGUCGUGAUGAUCGCGCGCGCCUCCAAUGAUUGUCAUCGCAGUCAGUAACACGCUUGCAAACAUCGUCGAUAGCCGAUAGUCAGAAGAAGAUCAACAAACGCGGUUUUUUUUCUAGCAACGUUCGUCACCUUGCGGUUGUUUGUGUUACCGAAACCAAAUUCGUCAGUCGCUGUGAGGCUAUAGUUAGGUUUAGUGUGGCAGAGAUGAGGCAAAUCGUUCUAUUACUGUUGUCGCUGUUGGUAAAGACCAAUUUCAUAAGCGUCGAUGGACUGGAGCAAAAGAUUGCAAGUGAUCUACAUCCCAGGCUGAACGAACUCGAUGAGAUUGAUGAGUUCGACAGCAUCGUCGGUUCUGUCAAGCUUGGUCCGAACGAGUUCGAUCGCCAGCUGAACACUUCGCAGUACCAUAUGGUUCUGUUCUACGUUCCAUGGUGUGAAUACUGUUUGAAAAUCUUACCGGAAUGGACUGAAGCUACGCAGAUGAUGACGGGUGGCCGAUUGGUUGAUCUCGUUCGAUUCGCACAUGUAGAUUGCACUGCGGAAGAGGAGUUUUGCUAUAGGUUGGAUAUUAAAGAAUUCCCAACCAUACGAACCUACACACGUGGACCCCCGAGGCGCUAUGAGCUGGUUUAUCCGUACUUGCUAGAGGACACGGUUGAGUAUAUGAAAGACUAUUUAUUCAAUUCGACUGAAAACAGUGAAGGAAGUGAUACUUAGCCAUUAGACAAUGUUAAUGUAGAUGAAAGGGUACAAAUAAAAGUAGGUAAUUGGUAUGUUCUCACGCGAAA